Molecule: messenger RNA, 1258 nt
Organism: Dacryopinax primogenitus
Lineage: Eukaryota; Fungi; Basidiomycota; Dacrymycetes; Dacrymycetales; Dacrymycetaceae
Product: serum paraoxonase/arylesterase
Exons: 8
Coding region: 1-1245 (414 amino acids)
Source: RefSeq, a predicted model, not a curated record
AUGCCGCCCAAAGCGAAGCUGUCCACUCCCCUUCAGCCCAUACAACGUGAUCCCUCCAUUGCCGGCGUCGCCACAGUCGGCGUACUCCUGUUUGCUUUGGGAGGCGCUGCGUGGUUCACAUGGCUCAGUCCGUUAAUGUCGAGAUUUGGCAUGGUACCUUGGAGGUAUGCGGAGAGCUUCAACAAUGGGAGGUGUGAAGAGAUCGAGGGGCUCGACUCAUGUGAAAAGGUGAUCUGGCACUCGCCCAGCAACACCCUCUACCUCGCAUGCUCCUCCCUAGAGUCCCGACUAGGUUGGACUCCCUUCAUGGAUCAUCUUGACUCUUCGAAGCGGUCUGCUACUGAUAGCUUCUUCACCUACCAGCCCUCCACAGGCACCGUGACAAAGCUCGAGAUCGAAGGCUACCCUUAUCCGGGUAUGGGGAUAAGCAUGCAUGGGUUUUCACUCGUUCCGGCGGAGGGUGAAGAGGGUUGGCUGUGGGUGUACGCAGUGAACCAUCGUAUUCCACGCGAAGGCGGAGCGCGUGAAAAAGGCGCAGAUAGCGUCAUCGAAGUCCUGAAGUUGAAGGUGGGCGAGGAACGCCUGCAGUGGGUUCGGACGAUCGAAGACGGUGGGAGGGUGAUCAAAACGCCGAAUGAUGUCCUCGGUGGGCCGACGGGCGAAUGGGUGUACUUUUCCAAUGAGUACGGCGAAAAACUUGGUCUGUCGCGAUCAGCAAUGCGCCUCGGCCUUCCAUAUGGCUUCGGUUAUGUCGGAUUCUGUCACGUCACCUCCGGUUGUAGUGUUGCGUCUCCGCCUCUGUCCGGGCCGAACGGCCUCGCUCGUGGACGGGACGGCAAGGUGUGGGUAUCUGUGAGCUACGCGGGCGACGUGGUAGCUUUUGAAGAAGUGCGAACGGGCGAGCUGAAGGAGGUGGAUCGGAUACCUUUAAAUCGAUAUGAGGAUAAUCUGAGUGUGGACGAGAAUGGAGAUAUCUUCGUUGCGACGAUACCUCGGGUAACCGAUUGGAAGCAUCACUUUGAGGCCGGGGGCAAAGGCCUUUCACCGUCUGGCGUGCACCGUAUUCACGUCAACCAGAGUGCGCUGCACGACCCAGAGGCGAAGAGCAAGUACGCUGCCGAGCUCUUCUUUGCAGAUGAUGGAAGGCGAGCGAAUGGGGUUACGACCGUGGAGUACUGGAUGAAAGGGAGGAAGCUGUUCUUGCAUGGUCAUAUUGCUCGUUAUUUGACCGUGUGUACCCUUUGAAUAUCAAGUCGAU